Molecule: messenger RNA, 135 nt
Organism: Colletotrichum truncatum
Lineage: Eukaryota; Fungi; Ascomycota; Sordariomycetes; Glomerellales; Glomerellaceae
Source: RefSeq, a predicted model, not a curated record
AUGACGCCUUUUCCCGUGGAUCCACGGCUCCGUCGUGAAGGCUCCAGAAAGUGGAUGCGAAUUGCGCUGGCGUUAGAGUCAUUGUCGCCCAAAAAAAAAAAAAAUAUCACAGGCAGCAAAAAUUUCAUCAGAUAG